Molecule: messenger RNA, 981 nt
Organism: Tetrapisispora phaffii CBS 4417
Lineage: Eukaryota; Fungi; Ascomycota; Saccharomycetes; Saccharomycetales; Saccharomycetaceae
Gene: ATP12
Product: ATP synthase complex assembly protein ATP12
Exons: 1
Coding region: 1-981 (326 amino acids)
Biological process (GO): mitochondrial proton-transporting ATP synthase complex assembly
Cellular component (GO): mitochondrion
Source: RefSeq, a predicted model, not a curated record
AUGUUAACUAAGAGCAGACCUUUGAUUAGAAAUGUAUUGAAAAAUCUGGGCAGCUUGAGAUACCUAAGCUGCACUAGUCAUAUUGGAUCCUCUGUGCCUUUGGGUAUUGAUACAACCUUAGAGAAUAAUACUGUCACAGAAACAAAUAGAUUAUCAAAAACUUUAACGAAAUUUUGGGAUAAAGUAUCUAUAAAAAAUGAUCUGAUCAAUAAUAAUAUAUUGAUUCAAUUGGAUGGAAGAACCAUUAAUACACCAUUAGGCAAUAAAUUAGCGGUGGACUCUUCACGAAAAAUGCUAGCAUAUUUAUUGAUGAAUGAAUGGAAAAACCUACCGUCACUUUCUAUUAGACAAUAUUCAUUACCAUUAACAUCAUUAGUUUCACGUUGCAUCGAUCUUGAGAAACUACAUUUGGAAGGUGAUGCCGAUGCUAUUGAAAAGUAUAACGGUAAUCUGGAGAAAAUGAUUUCGGAUACUUUAAGGUAUUUAGAUACUGAUACAUUAUUAAUAUUUUCUCCAAGGAAAGAAUUUGAAGGUAAACUAAGGGAAGAGCAAGAUAAAUUGUAUCUUCCAAUAAUUGAGCAAAUUGAAAGGUUUUUAUCAAAACUCUCUAAAAAGUCUAUCAAGCUAAACGUUUUGGAUUCAGAUCUACACGGUUUACGUGGUAAUCAGCAAGAUAAAGAUACUAGAGAAGCUGCUGCAAAUUAUCUGAGAUCCUUAUCAUAUUGGGAUUUAGCUAUUUUUGAGAAAGUAGUAUUGACAACAAAGUCUUUUAUUUGUGGUAUUUUAGUUAUUUUGAAUAAAACAAAUGGAUCAAGUGAACUAGGCAUUUCUCAUACCACCGAAGAUAUUAUAAGAUAUUCCACAUUGGAAACUAUAUUUCAAACUGAAAGAUGGGGUGAAGUCGAAGACACUCAUGAUGUUAAUAAACGUGAUAUCUUUAGGAAUAUUACGGCAGCAUCUAUUGUCGCAUUCAAAGAAUAG